AUGUCGCUCUAUCUGACGCCUGCGCGGUGGUGGCUUGCGAGCACAGCUUUUCCACUCAUAGCUGGAACUCUGGGCCCGAUGGCCACCGCGUUUAGCAUCUGUUCGCUGUCGCAGGAUUGGCGGUAUGAAACGACGGGGAAGACUCUACGAGAUAUUCCAGAUCCAGAGUGGGUCCUGGUUAUUAACGGACUCUCCGUCGUGUUUGCCAUCAUCGCCAACUUCGUGCUGCUCAUGGAAAUGGCGAGACGGAUCCCCUUCGCGGUGGCCCAGCCGAUCAUCAUCAUCGGGUGGUACAUCUCGUCGAUCCUGCUGCUCUGCCUUUUGGCUGUGUUUGCACAUCUCAUGAACCAGCCGCAGAAUGCAGGCUACAGUCUCACGCAGAGCUACUACUAUGGCGCCCUUGCCGCCGGGCUGUACGCCUUCAUCUCCUCCCUGCUGCUCGUCACCUUCUACGGCGCGUACCGGGGCCACUACAGCCGCGAGUACAAGCUCACCACGAGCCAGCGCACGCUGAUGCUGCAGACCAUUUGCUUUCUUGUCUACCUGCUCGGCGGCUCGGCUGUCUACUCCCGUGUCGAAGGGUGGAAGUUCCUCGACGCGCUGUACUGGUCUGAUUUCACCUUGCUGACCAUCGGGAUCGGCAACAUCGUCCCGACCACCCAUCUGGGCCGCAGCUUGCUGUUCCCCUACGCCGUCGGCGGCAUCCUGAUCCUCAGUUUGAUCAUCGGCUCCAUCCGUUCCCUCAUGCUGGAGAAGGGCAAGCAGAAGAUGACGGGCCGGAUGACGGAGAAGACGCGGCGGUUUCUGAUCAAGAAGGCGGCCGCGAAACACAGUCGGUUCCAUGCCGUUGUGCCCCGGCUGACAGACGAUGAAGACGACGGCGGCCAGAGUGUUCGAGAGAGACGCAAACAGGAGUUUCUGGUGAUGCGCCAGGUGCGGCAGCUCGUGACCCUCGAGCGCAAGUGGAUCGCCCUGCUGCUCUCGUUGGUGACAUGGAUGACCAUGUGGCUGAUUGGCGCGGCGGCCUUCUGGCGCUCCGAACACGAGCUGCAGCACUGGACCUACUUCCAGGCCAUGUAUUUCGCCUACACGUCACUUUUCACCAUCGGGUUUGGCGACUUCUACCCCAUCAGCAACUGGGGGAAACCCUUCUUCAUCUUCUGGUCCCUGCUCGCCGUCCCCACCGUCACCAUCCUCCUUUCCAACAUCGGGGACACCCUCAUCCGCUCCGUCCGUGACGUCACCAUCUACCUUGGCGAACUGACCAUCCUGCCCGGCGACAAACCCGUUCUGGAACGCAUCCGGGAUCUCUUCCAUGCGGGUUGGCGUCAGCAGGUGCUCAACGAGACCGCUGAGUCCGAAGCCGAAGCAGAGAGGCAGGAAUCCUCAAUCCCGCCUGCCUUGCGCCAACGGGAGCGCCAACAGGCUGGAGAAUCAGAAGAAGCAGGAGAAGCAGCCAGUAGCUAUCCGUACAGCGAGAGCGAAAACUCAAUGGAAGCCGAGGAGCACCGCAGGGAAGAGGUCGCGCGGGGGCGUGGUGAUGUUCGUGCCGAGAACAUCCACCAUUACCAUUACCUGCUGUUUCGCGAGCUGCGCAAGAUGAUCCGCUAUGCUAGUAGUAGUCUCCCCAGGGAGUUCGACUAUCCUGAAUGGGAGUAUUACCUGAAACUCAUCGGUGCGAACGAGUCGGGCUUCAUCUCUCGGCCAGAGGAGGAGGAGAAAAGCAAGCUUCGUCCAGAAUCGGGUCCUGGCAGGGACAAAGAUCAAUGGAGCUGGACGAGUGCGCGGAGCCCGCUGAUUGCGGAAAAGAGUGAAGCGCAGUGGCUUAUGGAAGCCAUUGCUGAGGUCUUGGAGCGAGAGUUGAAACGAGCAAGCCGGGAGUACCAUAUACAAGAAACGAAAGACAAUAAGCAAGCCAGUGAAUGA
Molecule: messenger RNA, 1926 nt
Organism: Penicilliopsis zonata CBS 506.65
Lineage: Eukaryota; Fungi; Ascomycota; Eurotiomycetes; Eurotiales; Aspergillaceae
Exons: 3
Coding region: 1-1926 (641 amino acids)
Biological process (GO): stabilization of membrane potential; potassium ion transmembrane transport
Cellular component (GO): membrane
Molecular function (GO): potassium ion leak channel activity
Source: RefSeq, a predicted model, not a curated record